CAGCUACUGAAGAAUACCACAGACAUUCCUUCAGCACUUACAUAAAACUUUCUUUCUUAUUUUUCCAAAACAUUUUUAUCCGAAAUUGGACCAUGGUUUCUAAACUUCUCUUUCUCCUACCUUAUUUUAUCAUCUUUACACUUUCACCCCUAUUCUUCCCCUCCACAGCAGAAUUACUUUUCCCCUCCAGCCCCAUUUGCAAGGCCAUUCCAAACCACCCCUUCUGUAGAACUUCCCCUAUACAUUACCAUCAUCGUCGUGCUAAUAUCUAUGAAAAUGGCAGACUCUCUAUCGUUAACUCGAUAGCUGCCACACAUAAACUCAUGACACUGAUAGACAAGUACCUCCAGCACUCUUCUUCACUAAAACCAGGUGUCAUUCUGGCUCUUCAAGAUUGUCAUUCUCUUGUCAGUCUUAACAAGGAUUUUCUCAGUACUUCUCUCCUUGCUGUUAACAAAACUAGAACCCUGUCCUUAGUACGAGCUGACGAUGUACAGACCCUACUAAGUGCCAUUCUGACCAACACAGAAACUUGUUUGGAUGGACUUAAGGAACUAGCUUCUUCCUGGUUCCGUCUAAACAAUGACAUAUCUACUCUUGUCGCGAAGGACAUUAAGCUUUAUAGUCUUUCGUUGGACCUAUUCAUCAAAGGGUGGAUUCCUGAAAGGGAAAUUCGGCCAUCUGAACCUCCUAAGAAUAGCUCAACACCCAAAGGUGAAAUUUUAUAUUGGGAAAAGUUCGCGAAUGUUACAGUCAGUAAAGAUGGAUCCAGAAACUUCACUACUAUCAAUGAUGCUGUGGCCGCGGCUCCAGAAAAAUCUGAAACUACUUCUGGAUACUUUGUGAUUUAUGUCCUUGCUGGAAUUUAUGAAGAAUACAUCUCCAUUCCUAAGAACAAACAAUAUGUGAUGAUCGUCGGGGAUGGUAUCAAUCAGACAGUAAUAACUGGCAGCCACAGUGUUGGUGAUGGCUGGAGUACAUUUAACUCUUCGACAUUGGCUGUUGCUGGGCAAGGAUUUGUUGGAGUCAAUAUUACGAUAAGGAAUACUGCAGGAGCAGCGAAGCAGCAGGCAGUGGCGCUGAGAAACAGUGCAGAUUUGUCAACAUUUUACAGCUGCAGUUUCGAGGGCUACCAGGAUACUUUAUAUGUCCACUCACUAAGACAAUUUUACAGAGAUUGUGACAUCUAUGGCACGGUUGACUUCAUAUUUGGUAAUUCGGCUGCUGUGCUUCAAAAUUGCAACAUAUAUCCGCGCCUGCCUCUAGCCAAACAGUUCAAUGCCAUCACAGCUCAAGGACGGACUGAUCCAAAUCAGAACACUGGAAUUUCAAUACAAAAUUGCAAAAUAAGGGCUGCUGAUGAUUUGGCUGCUAGCGAUGGAACUACACACACAUAUCUGGGGAGGCCUUGGAAGGAGUAUUCUAGGACAAUUUACAUGCACACUUUUAUGGACAGCUUAAUUCAUCCAGAUGGUUGGCGCGAGUGGUCAGGGGACUUCGCCCUGCAUACAAGUUACUAUGCUGAGUUUAAUAACACGGGGCCUGGAGCGGGGAUAGGAGGAAGAGUUACAUGGCCAGGAUUUCACAUAAUUGACUCCUCAGACGCAGCUAAUUUUACAGUAAAUAACUUCAUAUUAGGAGAUCAAUGGAUACCUAAGACUGGCACCCCUUAUAUUUUUCAGUAGCUUAUAGAUUUAAUGAGGGCAAAAUAUUUCCUGUACUUGAUACUUAUGUGAUUACAUAAUAAGGGUUGAGCUUAAUUUUCAAAUAAAGUUGCUAAUGUUACA
Molecule: messenger RNA, 1787 nt
Organism: Daucus carota subsp. sativus
Lineage: Eukaryota; Viridiplantae; Streptophyta; Magnoliopsida; Apiales; Apiaceae
Product: pectinesterase
Exons: 2
Coding region: 93-1685 (530 amino acids)
Biological process (GO): cell wall modification
Molecular function (GO): pectinesterase inhibitor activity; pectinesterase activity
Source: RefSeq, a predicted model, not a curated record